Molecule: messenger RNA, 1812 nt
Organism: Paramecium tetraurelia
Lineage: Eukaryota; Ciliophora; Oligohymenophorea; Peniculida; Parameciidae
Exons: 3
Biological process (GO): protein sumoylation
Molecular function (GO): SUMO ligase activity
Source: RefSeq, a predicted model, not a curated record
AUGUAAGCAAAUCAAGUUGUGGAACCAAAGAUGGAUUAAUAAUAAUUCAAAGAUAUACUUAGAAACCUGAUUUAAGAAUUUAGUCAAUUUGCUUCAGAUAGAUUAGAAUAGGAAUAGAAUAAUUAAAAAGCUUGGAUUGAAUCCCAAUUCAAGAUAACUUAAUCAAUGAAUAUAGUUUUUGAAUGUUGUGUAUCUAGACAGAAGGUGAAAGUGCCUGUUUCUUUUACUCAAUGUAUCAAUAAUAAAAAACAUUUUGAUGAUUACUUUGAUUUAGAGUAGUUGAUAGUUUAUAUUAAUAUUGUGAACAAUAAGUAAGCAAAAGUGAUAUGUCCUUCUUGCAAAGACUAAAUUAAAAUUCCAAAACUAGCAAACACCAUUGAUAUUUUAAAAGAAAUUCUUCGACCUCAUAUAUUUAUCUAUAAUCUAAGGAAGCAGGUAGGUAUUUAUCCAAAAGAUAUUAUUUAUUACCACAAAUAAAAGUUAAUAAUUCCAUUUUAUAAAGGGAAAUAUUAAACUUACUUUAACCAACACUAUCAUGAAGAGAAUUUUGGGAUUGAGCCCAUCCUACUUCAAUAACCCAGAGAAGAGAAUCAAUUUAUUGCAAUCUCAAAGAAGCUCAAUGAUUAUACUGGUUGUGAUUUUGUGAAUGUGUGUCUCAUAUCAUAGGUAAGAGUCAAUAUACCUGUAAGAGGUACGAAAUGUGUUCAUUAUGAAUCAUAUGACUUGAUCGCUUUGCAUAAACAUUUAUUUGAGUCAGAAUCUAAAACGAUGAAUUGUAUAAUGUACGGUUGUCAAUCAGUGUUUGAUUUGAAAUCUCCAGAAUCUAUUUAGAUAGACUUCCAGUUAUUAUAGGCAGGAAGAGAAGGACUAAGUUUUUCAAUUAACUUCACAUAUAUACCAAAUAUCCAGAAACUGAGUGAGAUGUUGUAUCAUAGACAAAGAGACGAUAUCAUUCUUUCAUAUAAAGUAGGGAAGUCCUUGGAAGCUAAUUUGGAAUAUUUAAAUAAGAUAUAUGAAAUAGCUGAAUCUAUAUUUGUUAAUAAUGAGAACAAUAAAAAGUAGACAGAAUCAUUUUUGAAAUUACAAAAUACCAAGAUUCCAAAUCUUGAUGAUUUAUUGGUAAUUUGUCCAAUAACUAAUUAUGGCAUAGAAUUACCAGCUAGAUGUAGAAAUUGUAUAGGUUUAAAAGUGACAGAUUUGCGUUAUUUAGCUUGUAUAUUGAAUUAAGUUAAAAAUGAGAAGGAUGUUGAAGGUGUUAAAAAAGUUUAAAAAGAAUGUCCCCUUUGCAAUUCACCAUUCUCUGCUACAGUUAAGCCUCCACUUAAAUUUAUUGAUUAGAUCUACAUCGAUGUUAAGAUGAUGAAAUUCUUCUUAUAAAAUCCAUUUUAUUAAAGAACUGUCUAAGCAUAUCAGUAGUUUUUAAAAUAAUAAUAAAAUGGAGAUGGGUAAGGAUAUGUGCACAUAAAAAAAAUAAACAUUCAAGAAUCCAAAUGUUGGGGAGUUGCAAUCAAUAUGUAUAAAUUAAAUUUAAAAUGUAUAUUAACAUCAAAUCAAAUCAAAGUACCAGUAAGAUGCACUAAAUGUAUUAAUCAUUAUGAUUGUUUUGAUAAGGAAUCACUUGAAGAAUACUAGAUGAAGGUAGGAAAUUUGGAAUAAAUUUGUUGUCCAAAAUGUGGAUAAAAAUUUGAAUCCAUUUCUAACUUCUAUAUUGAUUCAGAUUUACAUUACAUUUUUUAAAAACAUCCAGAUGGCAUUUAAUCUAAAAACUCUGCGUACAUAGAUAUAACAAGUAAAAAAUUAACUCUAGUCUGA